This is a messenger RNA of Phragmites australis (common reed), 1652 nucleotides long. Its product is annotated as chloride channel protein CLC-e. Gene Ontology annotation, biological process: transmembrane transport; chloride transport. Gene Ontology annotation, cellular component: chloroplast thylakoid membrane. Gene Ontology annotation, molecular function: voltage-gated chloride channel activity. NCBI's taxonomy places the organism in Eukaryota, Viridiplantae, Streptophyta, Magnoliopsida, Poales, Poaceae. The record is from RefSeq and is a predicted model, not a curated record.
AUGCUGUGCAUUGGUUUUAAUGCUGCUGUUGCUGGGUGUUUUUUUGCCGUGGAAUCUGUUUUGUGGCCUUCUUCUACGGAUUCUUCAUCCCUUUCCAACUCAACACCUAUGGUGAUACUCAGUUCAGUGAUAGCAUCUGUUGUUUCAGAGAUUGGUCUAGUUUCUGAUCCUGCUUUCACUGUUCCAGAAUAUGAUUUUCGCUCCCCACCAGAACUUCCUCUAUACCUUUUGCUGGGUGUCUUUUGUGGCUUGGUGUCAAUCGCAUUAUCAAGAUGUACGUCACUUGCUAUGGAUACAAUUGAAGGUUUACAAAAGGCAACAGGGUUACCAAAGGCUGUAUCUCCUGCUUUAGGUGGCCUUAUUGUUGGUCUCCUAGCUCUUAUGUACCCUGAAGUAUUGUACUGGGGCUUUGAAAAUGUUGAUAUCUUGCUGGAAUCACGAUCAAUUACAAGCAGCCUCUCAGCGACUAUAUUGGUUCAGCUCAUUGGAGUGAAAAUAUUAGAGACAUCUUUGUGCAGGGCUUUUGGAUUGGUUGGAGGUUAUUAUGCACCAUCGCUUUUUAUUGGUGCAGCUACAGGGAUGGCAUAUGGCAAGUUCAUGAGGUUUACAUUUACUGGCCCUGAACCACUGUUUCAUGUCCCGUUCCUAGAUGUGGCAUCACCUCAAGCAUAUGGCCUGGUAGGUAUGGCAGCUACACUCGCUGGCGUAUGCAAGGUGCCUCUGACAUUCGUCCUCCUACUUUUUGAGCUUACACAAGACUAUCGUAUAGUUCUACCUUUGCUUGGGGCUGUUGGAUUAUCAUCUUGGAUUGUUUGUCCUCAAAGGUUCUCUAAAAGCAUUAGGAGUAAGGUGGAUUUUCCUGAGGAUAAAUCAAGUAUUGCCCAACAGGCAAAAAAUAUGCCCUCUCAAAACAAACAAGUCACUUCCAUGGAUACUGCUGAUUCUUCUAAAGAAUUAUGUAAAAUUGAAAGCUCGCUUUGUGUAUAUGAUGCCAAAGACGAGAGUAUGUUUGAAAAUCUUACUGUUGCAGAGGCCAUGAAAACUAACUACUUUUCUGUCUCAAUGACAACUUCAUUAGUCGAGGCACUAGAUCUUAUGCUUGCUGAGAAGCAGCCCUUUGUUAUGAUAACUGAGAGUAACACAUCUGUAUUAGGCUCUAAAGAUAUCCAAGAUUUUUGCAGAGAUUCAAAAACUACCAGGGCACAAGCCAAGGUUCAGGAACUCCUGGUAGCUCAUGUAUGCCUUGCAGGCAAGUGUAAAUCGUAGUCUCUGACACCUCAGAUGCCACUUACUACUGCAGACAAGAUCACGGAUUCUCAUGGAGUGGAUCACGUUCCGGUAGUCUCUCAACAUGCUAAUCAUCAGGACAGAGGACUUUUAAUAUAUUUUGUAGACAGAGAAUGCAUCACCAUCGCUCGGAGAGCUUUGGCAACAAAAGAAUUGUUCGGUUUUACAUAUGAGACCGAAAAGGAAGAGAGGUAGCACGGAAGGGGGGAGAGAGAAACACAGAAGCACUUGGUACUUCGCAAGUCUGUAUGAUAUUCUUCAUCUUGGAAAUUGCAGUUGCAGCCUGCAAACCUGGCCAAGUCCAUCGUGGCACUGGUCAAGACUGCAGAUUUAAGACUUCACCUGGUUGGUUUGCUAUCUUCAGA